Huiozyma naganishii CBS 8797 is the source of this 1779-nucleotide messenger RNA. RefSeq names its product bifunctional phosphoribosylaminoimidazolecarboxamide formyltransferase/IMP cyclohydrolase ADE16 (gene ADE16). Gene Ontology annotation, cellular component: cytosol. Bases 1 to 1779 code for a protein of 592 amino acids. Lineage: Eukaryota; Fungi; Ascomycota; Saccharomycetes; Saccharomycetales; Saccharomycetaceae. Gene Ontology annotation, molecular function: IMP cyclohydrolase activity; phosphoribosylaminoimidazolecarboxamide formyltransferase activity. The record is from RefSeq and is a predicted model, not a curated record. Gene Ontology annotation, biological process: 'de novo' IMP biosynthetic process. The transcript has a single exon.
AUGGUAGAAUAUAAGAAGACAGCUAUACUUUCCGUCUACGAUAAGACCGGGCUUUUGGAUCUCGCGAAGGGCCUGGUAGAGAAUGACGUGCGUAUUCUAGCAUCCGGUGGAACCGCACAAUUGGUCCGGGAGGCCGGUUUCCCAGUGGACGACGUUUCCACAAUCACACAUGCUCCUGAAAUGCUAGGUGGGAGGGUCAAGACUCUGCAUCCUGUCAUUCAUGGUGGUAUUCUCGCCAGGAAUUUGGACAGUGACGAGCAGGACCUGAAAGACCAGCAUAUUGAAAAGGUCGACUUCGUCAUUUGCAAUCUGUACCCGUUUAAAGAAACUGUUAGCAAGAUUGGUGUCACUGUGGAGGAGGCAGUGGAGGAAAUUGAUAUUGGAGGGGUGACUCUGUUGAGGGCUGCGGCCAAGAACCAUGCUAGGGUGACCGUGUUGUCCGAUCCGGAGGACUAUGCGGUCUUCAUUACCGAAUUGUCCAAAGAUGGGGAGAUCUCUCAGGAUUUGAGAAACAGACUGGCCCUCAAGGCCUUUGAACACACGGCUGAAUACGACGCAUUGAUUGCGGACUUCUUCAGGAAGAGAUACUCCGAGGACAAAGCGCAGUUGCCACUUCGUUACGGUUGUAACCCGUACCAGAAACCAGCGCAAGCGUUUAUCACGCAACAGGAGGAGCUACCAUUCAAAGUGCUUUGCGGAACCCCAGGCUACAUCAAUCUGCUGGACGCAUUGAACUCUUGGCCUCUGGUUAAGGAGCUUUCCGCAUCGUUGAACUUACCAGCGGCUGCGUCGUUCAAGCACGUAUCGCCAGCUGGUGUCGCCAUUGGUAUUCCGCUGUCGGAUACCGAGAAGCAAGUCUAUUUUGUCUCUGACAUGGCGAACAUGUCCCCACUAGCGUGUGCCUAUGCGAGAGCGCGUGGUGCGGAUAGAAUGUCCUCAUUUGGUGAUUUCAUCGCGCUAUCUAACAUUGUCGACGUAUCUACGGCCAGUAUCAUUGCGAAGGAGGUAUCCGACGGUGUCAUUGCACCCGGUUACGAACCUGAAGCUUUGGAGAUUCUGAAGAAGAAGAAAAACGGGAAAUACUGCAUUUUACAGAUCGAUCCAAACUACGGUCCUGAAGCGAUAGAAACGAGACAAGUGUUUGGUGUUUCCUUGCAACAGAGGAGAAACGAUGCAAUCAUCAACCAAUCUUCAUUCAGAGAAAUCGUAUCGAAUAACAAGGGGCUAACUGAGCAAGCUGUUAUCGACUUGACCGUGGCUACUCUAUCGCUGAAGUACACGCAGUCAAACUCCGUGUGCUACGCCAAGAAUGGUAUGGUCAUUGGUCUCGGUGCUGGCCAGCAGUCAAGAAUCCACUGCACCAGGUUGGCGGGGACCAAAGCGGACAACUGGUGGUUGAGACAACACCCUAAGGUGCUUGCCUUCAAGUGGGCUAAGGGCGUCAAGAGACCCGAGAAGUCGAAUGCUAUCGAUUUGUACGUUAGUGAGCAAAUACCAGACUCUGGGCCCGAAAGAGAGGAGUACGAAUCUAAAUUCGAGGAACUACCAGAACCACUAACGGGAGAGGAGAGAAAGGAGUGGUUGUCCAAGCUGAAUAACGUGAGUUUGUCCUCGGAUGCCUUCUUCCCAUUCCCUGACAAUAUCUACCGGGCAGCCAGAUCUGGUGUGAAGUACAUUGCUGCCCCCUCCGGCUCUGUCAUGGACAAAGCUGUGUUUGGUGCUGCCGAUGCACUUGGCAUGGUCUACGUGGAGAACCCAAUCAGACUAUUCCACCACUGA